Messenger RNA from Talaromyces proteolyticus, 1864 nucleotides. Its product is annotated as putative vacuolar aspartyl aminopeptidase Lap4. The record is from RefSeq and is a predicted model, not a curated record. Bases 145 to 1674 code for a protein of 509 amino acids. Gene Ontology annotation, cellular component: fungal-type vacuole. Gene Ontology annotation, molecular function: zinc ion binding; metalloaminopeptidase activity. Gene Ontology annotation, biological process: proteolysis. Lineage: Eukaryota; Fungi; Ascomycota; Eurotiomycetes; Eurotiales; Trichocomaceae. The transcript has a single exon.
GUCCGUGCGAGCAGCUCUCUCCGCAGCUCCUGCCAGCUGCUCCUCCUCCUCCUUCCUUCCUGCCUAGCAUUGCUCACUAUCCUGUGCUUAUCCUCUUAUCCUUUCAUCCCUUUGCUCUUCUAUACCGAUAAAUAAUAAAUAACCAUGACGAAACAGCGCUUCUCAACCCUGCACUCGUCGGUAUCCAACCUCCGGCUCUCCGAGUCUAGUUCGCAGGAACGCCAGCAACAACCUUCCCCGCAGCUACAGUCCACGUCGCCCUUCUCCCCAGAAGCCUACGCUCAGCCAUUCGUUGACUUUAUCAGUAAAAACCCAACGAUAUUCCAUGCCGUCGACGCCUUUAGCAAGCAACUCGAGGCAAAUGGAUACAAGAGACUCUCUGAACGCGACUCAUGGACGUCCGAGCUGAAGGCCGGUGGGAAGUACUAUCUCACGCGCAAUGGCAGUUCAUUGAUCUCAUUCGCCAUUGGCAGCGAGUAUAAAGGCGGGAAUGGUAUUGGGAUUGUUGCGGGACACAUUGAUGUCUUGACCACCAGAUUGAAGCCGGUUUCGAAGCUACCAAAUAAGGCCGGAUUUAGACAACUGGCCGUUGCCCCAUACGCGGGUGCCUUGAAUAAGACCUGGUGGGAUAGAGAUUUGGCUGUGGGGGGUCGUGUGUUAGUGAAAGAUCCAUCGACUGGCGUGGUGGAAACGAAGCUGGUUAAGCUGGACUGGCCCAUCGCGCGUGUCCCGACACUGGCCCCUCAUUUUGGAGCUCCUUCGACCGGCGCCAACCCGGAGACUAAUAUGGUCCCGAUCAUUGGAAUUGAUAACUCGGAUAUUUUCUCUGACAGCGCAGCCGAUGUUGAUGAAGAAGCUGGCAUCAAGGCCGGCACUUUUGCCGCCACCCAGCCUUCCAAGCUUGUCAAGGUCAUUGCUGGCGAAUUGGGUGUUACUGACUACAGCAGCAUUCUGAACUGGGAGCUGGAGCUUUAUGACAGCCAGCCCGCCCAAUUUGGCGGACUCGACAAAGACCUAAUUUUUGCUGGUCGCGUUGACGAUAGACUGUGUUGCUAUGCAGCUCAUGAAGCUUUGCUUGCGUCUCCCGAUACAUCUUCUCCAGGCCUCGUCAAGCUUGUCGGCAUGUUUGAUGGGGAGGAAAUCGGAUCCCUUCUUCGCCAGGGUGCGAAGUCCACAUAUUUGAGCGGCGUGAUUGAACGCAUAUCCGAAGCCUUUGCCGAUGGCAAUUACGGGCCUAACCUUUACAACCAAACCGUCGCAAACAGCUUUCUGAUUUCUUCCGACGUGAUCCAUGCCGUGAACCCCAACUAUCUCAGUGUCUACCUACAAAACCACGAGCCACGGCUGAACGUCGGUGUGGCUGUGUCUGCCGAUCCAAACGGACACAUGGCCACUGAUGCUGUCAGUACCGCCAUUCUCCAAGAAGUCGCCAAUCGGAGUGGCUCGAAGCUCCAGGUAUUCCAAAUAAGAAACGAUUCCCGCUCCGGCGGUACAAUCGGACCCAUGACCAGUGCUCAGAUUGGGCUGAGAACUAUUGACGCUGGCAUCCCGCAACUCAGCAUGCAUAGUAUCAGGGCAACAACGGGACGUUUGGAUCCAGGAUUGGGCGUCAAAUUGUUCAAAGGCUUCUUCGAUCACUUUGAAGAAGUGGAUAAGAGCUUUCAGAGUUUUUGAUUAGUAGACAUGACUGAGAUAUACCGUAUUGCUGAUUUCCAGUCGAUUAUGCUUAGCUAGAUAUUACCAUGCAUCGCUAUAUAGAUAUUUCGCGAAUUUAUCGUCAAUUUCACAAUCAACUACCAUCAAUCUGCAUUUCAGCUUUCAUCUAUGAAUAGCAACAAUCUACCAACCUGCCAUGCAUGAAGUA